Molecule: messenger RNA, 3045 nt
Organism: Equus caballus (horse)
Lineage: Eukaryota; Metazoa; Chordata; Mammalia; Perissodactyla; Equidae
Source: RefSeq, a predicted model, not a curated record
GGAGGGGAGGUGAAGACAGGCAGUCUACCGAGACUUACAGAGUUGGGCUUUUUGCAAAAACGCAGUCGGGGAAUUAUUCCCCUCUCCUUAGUCUAGUACUCCCCCCUGACCCCGUCCCCCAAGGCAGUAGGUCUCCUGGGCUGUCCUUCCCUCCGUGUCCAAGCAGAAACGACUGGGCUGUACAGAGGCCCUCGCCUUGGCCAGUACCGGGCCCAGAGAUUUAAAUCACGGUCCUGUACCUGUCGUUCUGGUUUCUAAGGCAUUCGUGUGAGCCCUUAACCCUCUACUCCCACGCAUCCUCACUCUACACAACUCAGGGCGCAAAUUUGUUUUAUUGGGAGAGACUUUGACCGGCAAAGACCUAGUGAACAGAGGGUGGGGUUCAGACAAGCUGCGAAAUCCUUUUCUCAAGGGAAGCGUCUUUAAUGCUAAGUAAAAGCCGUAACCAUCUAAGUAUCGGAUAGGCGUCGCAGGCGGAGAGAUGCGGGACGCCGGGAGCUCGGAAGUCUGGUGGGAGGGUCUGGGUCGGGAGCCGCCCACAAGGAGUUCCCUGCUAAGUGCCGGAUGAUGGGGUCGCCGAGGUCUAAAGCCUGGUCAUAACCAAGCGAGUGCCCUCAUCGCCCCCUUCUCAGGCGGGAGCAUGCUGGGGCUCCGGGGGCCGCAGCUACCCCCGGCAGGGAUCCUGCUCCUGUUGCCAUUCCUGCUGCUGCUGCCGCCCGCAGCCCCCGCGCCCCAUCGGGCUUCCUACAAGCCGGUCAUCGUGGUGCACGGGCUUUUUGACAGCUCGUAUAGCUUCCGCCACCUGCUGGAAUACAUCAAUGAGACACACCCCGGGACUGUGGUGACAGUGCUCGAUCUCUUCGAUGGGAGAGAGAGCUUGCGGCCCCUGUGGGAACAGGUGCAAGGGUUCGGAGAGGCUGUGGCCCCCAUCAUGGCACAGGCCCCUCAAGGGGUGCAUCUCAUCUGCUAUUCGCAGGGGGGCCUGGUGUGCCGAGCACUGCUCUCUGUGAUGGAUGAGCACAAUGUGGAUUCUUUCAUCUCUCUCUCCUCUCCACAGAUGGGACAGUAUGGAGACACGGACUAUUUGAAGUGGCUGUUCCCUACCUCCAUGAGGUCUAACCUCUACCGGAUCUGCUAUAGCCCAUGGGGCCAGGGAUUCUCCAUCUGCAACUACUGGCAUGACCCCCACCACGAUGACUUGUACCUCAAUGCCAGCAGCUUCCUGGCCCUGAUCAACGGGGAAAGAGACCAUCCCAAUGCCACUGCAUGGAGGAAGAACUUUCUUCGUGUGGGCCGCCUGGUGCUGAUUGGAGGCCCUGAUGAUGGUGUUAUUACCCCCUGGCAGUCCAGCUUCUUUGGUUUCUAUGAUGCAAAUGAGACGGUCUUGGAGAUGGAGGAACAACUGCCUGCCCAGCCCGCCCACCAGUCUGAGCUGCUGCUGCUGAGGCUAGUCUGCCUGAAGUCUCCGGGAGAGAGGGAAAGAGGUGGGGAGAGAAUGUCAGUGGGGAAAGAGUGGGUGUCAAUCAGAGCCUUGGAGGCAAUCUGGCAGAGUCUGGUGUCAAGGAGAAUCAUGGGGUCCAGGGCUGAGCUGUGCACUCUCUUAGGCGGACUUUCAUUCCUCCUGCUAUUGAUGUCUGGCGAGGGGGCCAAGGGUGGAUCCUUCAAAGAGAGUCAGGGAGUCUGCUCCAAGCAGAUGCUGGUGGUCCCACUCCGUUACAAUGAGUCCUACAGCCAACCGGUGUAUAAGCCCUACCUGACUCUGUGCGCUGGAAGGCGUGUCUGCAGUACCUACAGGACCACUUACCAUGUGGCGUGGCGGGAGGUGAGGAGAGAGGUGCAGCAGACCCACAUCGUGUGCUGCCAGGGCUGGAAGAAGCGGCAUCCGGGAGCGCUCACCUGUGAUGAAGCCAUCUGCGCCAAGCCCUGCCUGAACCGAGGCGUCUGCGUCCGGCCAGACCAGUGCGAGUGCGCCCCUGGCUGGGGUGGGAAGCACUGUCAUGUGGACGUGGAUGAAUGCAGGACUGGCAUCUCCCUCUGCUCGCACCGUUGCCUCAACACAGCAGGCAGCUUCACCUGUGGCUGCCCCCAUGGCUUGGUGCUGGGCCCAGAUGGGCGCACCUGUGCAGAGGGGUCCCCAGAGCCCCCAACCAGUGGCAGUAUCCUCAGUGUGGCUGUUCGGGAAGUGGAACAGGAUGAGCACGCCCUGAGGCAGGAGAUGCAAGAGCUGCGAGGGCGCCUGGAGCAGCUGGAGCAGUGGGCUGGGCAGGUAGGGGCCUGGGUCCGAGCUGUGCUGCCCGUGCCACCGGAAGACCUGCAGCCCGAACAGGUGGCAGAGCUGUGGGGCCGGGGCGACAGGAUUGAGUCUCUCAGUGACCAGGUGCUGCUGCUGGAGGAGAGGCUAGGCGCCUGUGAGUCCCCAUCCCCCAAUAACUGCCCCCAGCUUUUCCUGACACCUUUCUCCAAUUCAGUUUUCUUUUCCUGAAACCCUUCCCCCAUCACUCUCUCCUCAUACCUUCCCCAGAUAUCCGCACUUCAUCACCCUUUCUUGUACCCUGUCCCCAACCCAGUGGUUCCAUUUAUUCUUGGUGCCCACGGUCCACUCCAGGCCGGAGGCAGCCCCGGAGGUCCACUGCCAACGUGUCUGCCCAUCUCCUUGUCAUUAACCAGGCUCCUGUGAGGACAACAGCCUGGGCCCAGGCCUCAAUCGGCGAAGAUAAGGAACCUCUGCAGAGCCCCUGCCCCCUAAUUUAUACAGAAACUAGACCCACUAAUCCUCUGGGAUUGGCUGCUGGGGGAGCUGCAGAUAAGGUUAGCUGUCACUAAGGAGCAAUGAGCAAUGGAAACUUCGGAGAACUGAAGAAGGGGAAGGAAGGUUGUCUUGGCCCGUGUCCCUGAGUCUUCCGGCUGGGGCAGAGCCCCUGGGCGAGAACUGCUUCUUCAACUCCUUAACAAAUGCAGCCAGAGAGUGCCCAGAUCUCUCUCUCAAUCUUUAUUCUUGGUUUCUUGCUGUUAGCCAGAUAAUUAAUAAAAACCAACCACGCAAAA